CGAAGCAUGUAGUCGCAUAUGCACACCCAACACCUGCUCGACCGCGCUUACGGCCUCAUCCCAAAUAAUGUCCUCAAACGCGCGACUGCGUCCCGCCUCAUCUAUGCGCUGCAACCCUCCGCCCUGAACUUCAGCCAGCAUCUGCCCUCCGCAGAUGAUCCGCAUGAGCGCAUCCCCGCGCAUGUAUCGGGCGUGAACGCGAUUACUAUAGACAAGUUUGAGGGACGAUAUUUGCUUUCAGGUGGGGCAGACUCGUCCAUUGCGAUAUGGGAUCUUGAAGCGCAGUUGCACGCAACUGAAGGAGGGGAAACAUAUUUGCCACUGGAGAGGGUGAUCAAGACGAGUGAAGAGCAUAAAUUGGGCAUUACUCAGAUUCAUUUCUACCCGUUUGACUCGCUGGCAUUCCUUACAUCUUCCUACGACCACACGGUCAAGGUGUACUCGAGCGAAACGCUUGCGCCCUCCGCAUCCUUUGACCUUGACUCUGUUGUAUACAACAUCGCAUUGUCGCCUAUCGCCUCGCAUCUCCUCGUCGCAUGCGCUACCCAGCAUCCGAAUGUACGGCUGGUAGACCUCCGCUCCGGCGCAAAUACACACAGUCUAGCAGGCCACUCGGGUGCAAUCCUCUCAACCGCAUGGAGUCCAGUCCGCGAGCACAUCCUCGUGAGCGGUGCUACCGAUGGCAGUGUACGUUUCUGGGAUGUACGGCGUAGCGUCGGUGAAUUGGGCAUGCUUGAUCUCGAAGACACGGUCGGCGUACUCGACAACUCCACGUCCUCGUUCUCCCGCAACUCGACGCGCGGACAAGCGCACAGAGGCCCGGUCAACGGCCUCGUCUGGACCGAAGACGGUCGUCAUCUAGUCUCAUGCGGCCACGAUCAACGCAUCCGUGUCUGGAACACAGACACGGGCGCCAACACGCUCGCAAACUUCGGGCCCAUGGUCAAGAACUCGGGACUCGCUUCGUGCAUCCCCGUUCUCCCACCUGUGCAAAGUCUCCAGCCAGGUGCAGACAUUAUUUUUUACCCCAACGAGCACGAGAUCCUCGCCUACGAGCUCUUUGACGGCAAACUGUUUCGCCGCCUCAAGCGCCCACAAUUUCAGAAGCAAAACCACGCUCCCAGUUCCGCUCCGGCACAGGGUCAGCGCAACUCCAAAGACCGGAUUACCUCCUUAGCUUGGCGACCGCAUAAUUUGGAAAUGUACUCGGCGCACGCAGAUGGAAGUAUAGCGGCGUGGGAACCGCGGACGGAGGAGGAUGCCGAGUUGGAUGAAGAAGAGGAGCAAGAAAAGCUGGACAAGGAGGAAGGGAAAAAAAGGAAGAGGGGAGUAUUGGAUGAGAUCUAUCAGGGGUUGACGAAAAAACCGAUUACUUUUGGAAAUAUGGGGCUGUAAAGUACAUGCGAGAUAGCAAUUGAGGCUGCAUGAUUCCUAUAUAACCAGGAAGCGUUCCUCGCUCCUAUACUAAUAGUUGAUUUACAUAUCGCUAAAUUUCACGCUGAACAGCGCUCAACUCGUUACAGUCAUCCUCAUUACCGCGUCCAACAUAACAGAGACCUAGCAAACACCUAAUAAUACAAUCAUGAACAGAACUUCGCCUCGGGUUUACA
Cucurbitaria berberidis CBS 394.84 is the source of this 1610-nucleotide messenger RNA. RefSeq names its product WD40 repeat-like protein. Lineage: Eukaryota; Fungi; Ascomycota; Dothideomycetes; Pleosporales; Cucurbitariaceae. The transcript has a single exon. Gene Ontology annotation, biological process: transcription-coupled nucleotide-excision repair; proteasome-mediated ubiquitin-dependent protein catabolic process; protein polyubiquitination. Gene Ontology annotation, cellular component: Cul4A-RING E3 ubiquitin ligase complex; nucleotide-excision repair complex. The annotation marks the transcript as partial. Gene Ontology annotation, molecular function: protein binding. The record is from RefSeq and is a predicted model, not a curated record.